AUGUCUAAGCCGAAAGCCUUCCUGAAACAUUCCAAAGCGAAGAAGAGGAGCGAGCAGGGUGAACUGCAGAUCCUAGAGACUGCCGAUGAUUAUCUGGCAGCGGGAGUCGACCACGAGGAAGCAGCUGGAAAAUGGAGGGCUGGCGAUGCGGUCAAGUCGAUGCGGUUCUUCUCCAAGGCCAUCGAUGUCUAUGACCAAGGAUUGAGGAAGUUUCCCAACAGUCUCGAUCUUGCAUAUAAUAAAGCGAGAGUCUUACUGGAGAUUGCCACUCAUCCCGUUCUUGUCAGACAACUGAAUGCGCCCCUUCUGGAGGUGUUGCAGCAGGCGCUAGAGGCCCACCGAUAUGCCCUGAGUCUUGACCAGGACAAUCCAGAUACGCUUUUCAACACGGCUCAAGUUCUGACAGCCAUUGCUGAAGCAUAUGCAAAAGAUGCAGACCGCCCCGAUCAGGACGCAUUGCAGCCACUAGAAGAAGCCUUGGAGCUUCAGGAUCGGUGUCUAGCUCUGCAAGAGCUCAGGCUGGAGCAAUCACUCCAAGAACAACGAGAAGCGGCAGCCCAAUUGGAGACUGAGACCGCAGAGUCAGGUGCUAGUGAAUCCACCGCUCACCCGGCUCAGGAUAGUGAUGCCUCUCCAGCAACCGGCACUGAGGACCAGUGGUUUGCGAUCGUGGAGCCAGUAACAAAAGACACUCUCAUCGACACCAUUCUCGCAGAACUUGGGACCCUCACGACUCUGUGCAGCAUCUUGAGCUCGUCGCCAGCGGCAGCUCCUACUUCCACCCUUGGAUGGAUUGAGGAAUUCUCCUCCAAAUUGGUCCAAACCAAGCUCCCAAUCCUCCUCCAGGAUGCAGAGACCGAAAAGCUGCAAGAAAUUGCACUGGUCAAGGCCAACUUCUCCAGUGGUCUACUCGAAGCAGGUUACAGAUUGGGAGCAAUCGAUUCCAGCACGUACAAGCGUGAAAGAGAUGAAGCCUUUCGGGUGCCAGACUUGGACCUGGAAAGAAAUUACGCUGGCCUACUGGCUAAUGCCAAUAGUCUGAUCGCAUUCAACAGCGCACUCGCCGACGGUGGUGCUUCCAUUGCCGCCUCUGAAGCAUCUCAGAGGUGGAACGCGUUGUCUGCAGCAAUCGCCAAUAUGGCCAAGGCAUCCAAGAUCUCUGGACCUGUCCCGGACGACAUUGCAGAAACUCAUUUCAUCCGUGGAAACUGCUCGCUUCUGCAACAUAGAUUGAGCCAUCCACCUGCAUUCUACCAGCCAGCCAUCGCCAAUGCCGCUCAGCUACUCAAGAAUGCAGAUGUUUUCUACCGGAAUGCUUCCAAAUUGUAUCAAGAUGAUGAGCAGAAGGUGAUCUCUCACGUCCGAGCUGCCGUCUCCCAGGCCUUGCAGACUGGGAGCGAUAUCCUGUCAGCAGCCGCUGCCAACGCACCGGGGAAGGGCACUGAAUGGACAACAGGGCAGAUUGAAGACAUGGUAGAGGAAGGACUUAUAUCACUAGCAUUUGAGUCCAGUUGA
This is a messenger RNA of Capronia coronata CBS 617.96, 1515 nucleotides long. RefSeq lists its product as uncharacterized. The transcript has 4 exons. Gene Ontology annotation, molecular function: protein binding. NCBI's taxonomy places the organism in Eukaryota, Fungi, Ascomycota, Eurotiomycetes, Chaetothyriales, Herpotrichiellaceae. The coding region runs from base 1 to 1515 and encodes 504 amino acids. The record is from RefSeq and is a predicted model, not a curated record.